Cladophialophora immunda is the source of this 2279-nucleotide messenger RNA. RefSeq lists its product as uncharacterized. Gene Ontology annotation, molecular function: dipeptide transmembrane transporter activity. Gene Ontology annotation, cellular component: membrane. The transcript has 5 exons. Gene Ontology annotation, biological process: oligopeptide transport; transmembrane transport. The record is from RefSeq and is a predicted model, not a curated record. Lineage: Eukaryota; Fungi; Ascomycota; Eurotiomycetes; Chaetothyriales; Herpotrichiellaceae. The coding region runs from base 302 to 2188 and encodes 628 amino acids.
CUCGUCCAGACUCCGGCCAAUGGCUGCCACAGGUCGCUGGGAGGAUCUGAAUGCCCAGAACUGCCCAUCAUGUCGCCGUCGAUAAGCGCAUGCAUCGGAUGGAUGCUACAGGAUGCCACAGGAUGCCACAGGAUGCUACGUGCCUGUCCGCCAUAUCGCCCUUCGCUCCUGCCGGUUUGGGCGAUGGCACUUGAACAUGUGGCAGGAGCUAUAAAGCCCUUUCAUGGCCCAAGAUGGCUGAUCAGAAGCUCAUCCUUCCUCUCCUUCUUCCUUCACUUCUCGCUCAAGCCCAUCGCACAUCAUGCCUGUUGACAACCCCGAGACUAUUCAGGCCGGUGGUCUGGAGCACCUGGACGCCGACUAUGGUCGCCGCGUCUCCGUCUCCAAGAAUGAGGUCGUGCAGUUCGCUCGCCGCGACUCGGAAUAUGACAAUGUGCCCACGCAAGAGGAGCUUCAUGGGCCCAAUGCUCUUCGCAGAGUCGCCGCCCCCAUUCCCUGGGCCGUCUACACCGUCGCCUUCGUGGAGCUCUGCGAGCGUUUCUCCUACUAUGGAACUCAAGUUGUUUACUCCAACUUUGUGAACCACUCGCUUCCACUUCCUGCCCCCGAUGGCCCGCCAGGAUCUCACCACAAUACUGGAGCCGGUGGUGGCUCCGACCAGGGCAUAUCCGGGGCUCUUGGUCAAGGCCCUGAGACUGCCAACGGCAUCAAUACCUUCAACACCUUCUGGGUCUACUGCGUUCCCCUCCUUGGUGCUUAUAUCGCCGACGAACACUGGGGAAGAUACAAGACCAUCUGUGUCUCUAUUGCCAUUGCCAUCAUCGGUCACAUUAUCCUGGUCAUCUCCGCUAUCCCUCCCGUCAUCACCAACACGACUGCCUGCUAUGCCGUCUUCAUGCUCGGUUUGAUCAUCAUGGGAUUUGGGACUGGUAGCUUCAAGCCCAACAUCUCUCCAUUGAUCGUCGAGCAAAUCGACGUCACCCGAGCCUUCGUCAAGACCCUCCCUUCCGGAGAACGCGUGAUUGUCGAUCCCAUCAUCACGCAGAGCAGAAUCUAUCACUACUUCUACCUCUUCAUCAACAUUGGCGCGCUCGUUGGCCAAAUUGGCAUGGUCUACGCCGAGAAAUAUGUCGGAUUCUGGCUCUCGUUCCUGCUCCCUCUCGUGGCAUUCUUGACGACACCCUUUGUCAUGUGGUGGGGACGCAAGCGAUACCAACAAAGACCCCCGGCAGGCUCCGUCGUCACCAAAGCCUUCCGCUGCCUCUUCUACGGAAUGAAGGGUCGUUGGUCUUUCAACCCUGUCACCAUGUGGAAGCGGACUAGCAACGGCUCGAUCUGGGAAGCGGUUAAGCCGUCCAACAUCCAACCCUCUCAACGACCCUUGUGGAUGACGUUCGACGAUGCUUGGGUUGAUGAAGUCCGCCGUGGCUUUGCCGCCUGUGCCGUCUUCUGCUAUUAUCCACUCUACUGGCUUGCGUAUGGUCAACUGACCAACAACUUCACUGCUCAAGCCGGUACCAUGCAGCUGAAUGGUGUGCCCAACGAUGUUGUCAACAACCUUGACCCCUUCGCCCUCAUCAUCUUCAUCCCUCUCUGCGACUCAUUCCUGUAUCCUGGUCUUCGAAAACUCGGCUUUAACUUCACUGCGCUCAAGAAGAUCACGGCUGGCUUUUGGCUUGCAGCGGCAGCCAUGGUAUGGGCUGCAGUCGUCCAAUAUUACAUCUACAAGAGAUCACCUUGCGGAUACCAGGCCAACAGCUGCUUCAAUGAUGAUGGUACCGUCAACCCGGCGCCACUCAACGUCUGGAUCCAGACAGGCUGCUAUGUUCUCAUUGCCCUCUCCGAGAUCUUCGCCUCAAUCACGUCCCUGGAGUACGCAUACUCCAAGGCGCCCAAGAACAUGCGGUCUUUGGUUCAGGCUAUUGCUCUCUUCACCAAUGCCAUUUCGGCUGCCAUCGCAGAGGCUUUGAACCGUCUCUCGGGCGAUCCCUUGCUGAUCUGGAACUACGGGGUUUUUGCUGUUGUUGCCUUUGUGGGUGGCUGCUUGUUCAUCUGGCAAUUCUGGUCCCUUGAUCAACAGGAAGAUGAACUCAACUUGCUGCCCGAAGGCUUCGUUGUUGCGCAGAAGGAUAUCGAGGAGAUCUCGAUUAGCGAGCCUCAGCCACAUACAAUUGAAGAGAAGAACUAGGUGAAGAUGUCACCGCUAGAUAGUGAGAGACCAGAGUAGCUGGGAAGAAAUCCUCAUCAAUUCAAACAUCUUCAUCCCUGCGAAUAACGAA